GUCUAUCAUAUCAUCCACCAUGAAGUGCAACUUUCAGCGAAGAAUCGUUCCAAAACCUAAACAGACUGCUCUCGAGUUUGGGCAUGGACACUGUCAAAGUGGCGAGGAAAGGCUGCGGCAAUUGUCGAGAACGUAAGAUUCGUUGUGAUCGAAACACACCAGCAUGCCUGCAGUGCAUUCGUACAAACCGAGUGUGCAAAGGCUAUGGACUUCGAUUGUCGUGGCCACGCCCAAACGACAAGCGAAGGGCCAUGGUCGCAAACCACCUCCAGCUGCAUCUCAAACUUCCCAAUAUGGAGAAGAGCGCUAUGGAUGCACGCCUCAUCCACGCGUAUGCGUCGGAUGUGGCGCUGCACUAUCAUCUAUCUGCUUCUUUACCAGCCCAACCUGGAAGACUGCACAUACCCGUGCCAUUCGGUUCCACCAUGCUGGGAGCCGUGACCUCUGAAGACCGUGACUUGUUGUUAUAUUUUGAGCGCCACGCAUCACGAUCGCUGCCACUCCUCGGGGACGACCCUUCCCAAGUUGGGACGCUUCUCAUCCGCAUGGCCCUGACGGGAAAUACGCCAUCCGCAACGGCCGUGCUGUACGCCCUCCUGGCCGUAUCCUCACUUCACCAAAAUGGCAUCCAAGAACAAGCCAUCAAAUACAAAAUCUCCGCCCUGAACAAGCUAGCCCUCGCAUCCCGCACCAAAUUCGGCGUUCCAGAACUGCUCCAACACAUCGCCGCCGGGAUGCUUCUCGGUUCGUUCGAGGUACACCAAGCGUCCUCCACCUCCGGCCAGUGGCUCUGCUACGUAAACGGUGUGAAGAAAGUGCUCGACGUAGUCUGCCCAACACGCUACCACACGGUCCGCGAUGAAGAAAAGUCCGUUCUACUCAAGUGGGUUCAUUACCACGACGUUCUAGCACGCUUCGCUCUGCGCCACUGGACCGCCGCCGAACAGCCCAUUUGCACCGGAUCAGAAGCAGAGGCCAACGGCAGCUGGAAUUUACCCAUCACUUUGGCGGAGGCGGCCGGCCACUUUGAUCGUCCUACGGGAAUCGCUACUCUGAGUGUACUGGAGAUUCUGCGCGAGGUGUGCGAUGCAGUCCCAGUCGUCCAGCGUUUGGCCGUUAUGACGGUGGGCGAGCGCGAUGAUUAUGUACGGCAUCUGCAGGCGCUUGACUGGCGGCUCCGAAACAUCGAUACUGGCGACCAAUCGCAAUCCGCGGAGUUGAGGGACAUGGUGAACCUUUACCGGCUAGCCGUGCUGAUUUACUUGCACCGCGCGACGGAGGACGUCCUCGGGUUUACCGCAACCACCGAAAAGUAUCUCGAUGAAGCCUUUGAAAUAUUUGCUCGUUUGGAAGCCUGCGAGCGGCAGUUUCCGCUUUUCAUUCUGGGCGCCGAGGCGAGGACCGAGGAGGAGCGUGCUGUUGUUCUGGAAUUGAUGAGCAGGACGGAAGGGCGUCGCUCGUCGCGCCUGCUCACGUAUGUUAGGGCGCUUGUGAAUGCGGUUUGGACGCAGCAAGAUCUUUCUGGUGGGGCGUUAAACUAUAGGGAAAAGAUAACGGCGGUUAUUAGUGCUUGCUCUAUUGUGCCGAGUCUAGUGUAAGUUAGCAGCCUAAUAGAUAGAUUUAGGAAUCCCUGAAUAGGCUGGUUUUAGGUAGGAUCUUUAUUAAAGCAUAAAAACGCCUUAGAAUUGUGCUUAACAGGGUCCCUAGCUAGAAAUUUGUUGCUACACGCUACCUUAGGACCUAACAAUAAUUACCU
Messenger RNA from Westerdykella ornata, 1756 nucleotides. RefSeq lists its product as uncharacterized. The record is from RefSeq and is a predicted model, not a curated record. Lineage: Eukaryota; Fungi; Ascomycota; Dothideomycetes; Pleosporales; Sporormiaceae. The coding region runs from base 84 to 1598 and encodes 504 amino acids. The transcript is spliced from 4 exons. Gene Ontology annotation, molecular function: DNA-binding transcription factor activity, RNA polymerase II-specific; zinc ion binding; transcription cis-regulatory region binding. Gene Ontology annotation, cellular component: nucleus. Gene Ontology annotation, biological process: positive regulation of transcription by RNA polymerase II.